ACAAAGCCACAUUUUAAAUAGACCCAAUCAAUAUACAUCUCUCUUCACAUGCCCAUUCAAUCGAAUCUCCUCUCAUUUCUUCUUUUGUUUUGUUGGACUUAGAUAGAAUCAAAGAAUACACAAAAGUGUCAAAACACUUAUCGCUACUAUAACCUCCACCAUCUUCAUCAUCUCUCCUUAUAAACCACUCUACUACUCUACCCAUCUCUAAGCUCUUUAUAAGCAAUGGUUCAUGUGUCAUCGCAUGGAGCAAAAGAUGGCUCAGAAGAAGCUUUCGACUACAGAGGAAAUCCACCUGAUAAGUCCAAAACCGGUGGAUGGUUAGGCGCCGGUUUAAUCUUAGGGAGUGAGCUAUCGGAGAGAAUAUGCGUGAUGGGCAUAUCUAUGAAUCUAGUGACGUACCUUGUCGAAGAUUUACACAUCUCAUCAGCAAAAUCAGCGACCAUAGUCACAAAUUUCAUGGGAACUCUCAACCUCUUAGGACUUCUUGGUGGUUUCUUGGCUGACGCUAAACUCGGUCGCUACAAGAUGGUCGCAAUAGCUGCCUCUGUCACAGCUCUGGGAGUGCUGCUAUUGACAGUGUCUACAACCAUCCCAAGCAUGAGACCGCCACCAUGUGACGAUUUCAGAAGACUUCACCAUCAGUGCGUAGAGGCAAAUGGUCACCAGUUAGCUCUUCUCUACGUCGCUCUCUACACCAUAGCUCUAGGCGGCGGAGGAAUCAAAUCCAACGUCUCGGGCUUCGGGUCUGACCAGUUCGACACGAGUGAUCCUAAAGAAGAGAAGCAGAUGAUCUUCUUCUUCAAUAGAUUCUAUUUCUCCAUCAGCCUCGGAUCUCUCUUCGCCGUGAUUGUUCUGGUUUACGUCCAGGACAACGUGGGAAGAGGCUGGGGCUACGGGAUCUCGGCCGCGACUAUGGUGGUCGCGGCCGUGGUUUUGCUCUGCGGAACGAAACUGUACCGUUUCAAGAAACCUAGAGGAAGCCCUUUCACUGUUAUAUGGAGGGUUGGUUACUUGGCGUGGAAGAAAAGAAACGAGAGUUACCCUUCAAAUCCUAGUCUUUUAAACGGUUACGACAACACAACGGUUCCCCACACAGAGAGGCUAAAGUGUUUGGACAAAGCCGCGGUUGUCACAGACGAAAAGGAUUCGUGGGGCGUGUCGACCGUUACACAGGUCGAAGAAGUGAAGCUAGUUGUGAAAUUGAUUCCUAUUUGGGCAACGAACAUUCUCUUCUGGACGAUUUACUCCCAAAUGACUACAUUCACAGUGGAACAAGCCACGUUUAUGGAGCGUAAAGUCGGGUCUUUCACCGUUCCCGCAGGCUCAUACUCGGCUUUUCUCAUUCUCACGAUUCUCCUCUUCACUUCCCUUAACGAGAGAGUCUUUGUGCCUUUAACAAGAAUGAUCACAAAGAAACCUCAAGGACUCACCAGCCUCCAGAGGAUUGGAGUUGGGCUCGUGUUCUCAAUGGCUGCAAUGGCUGUUGCAGCGGUUAUAGAGAACGCUAGACGCGAGGCAGAGGUCGCCAAGGGGAUGAAGAUAAGCGCGUUUUGGUUGAUUCCACAGUAUUUCUUGGUUGGUGCGGGUGAAGCGUUUGCUUACGUUGGACAGCUUGAGUUCUUUAUAAGAGAAGCACCAGAGAGGAUGAAAUCUAUGAGCACCGGAUUGUUUCUAAGCACGGUUUCGAUGGGAUUCUUUGUGAGCAGCUUGCUUGUUUCUCUUGUCGAUAAGGUUACACACAAGAGCUGGCUUAGAAGCAACCUCAACAAAGCGAGACUGAACUACUUCUACUGGUUACUUGUUGUCUUGGGAGCUCUGAAUUUCUUCGUUUUUCUUCUGUUUGCGAUGAAGCAUCAGUAUAAAGCUGAUAUGAUUAGUGUUGGGGUUGAUGAUUCAGUGGAGAAGGGUAAGGAUAGCGAAAAAGAAAAGUCUGAGUUUGAGCUUAAGGACAUUCCAUAAAAACAGAGAUUUGUCUUACUAGUUUCUUGAUCGCUUGCUUGUAAUUUGCUUUGAAUAUUUUCAUUGUGUUUUCGUAAUUUUAAGUAUAGUGUUCUUUUUAUGCCACAUUCAGGAAUCUUUAUUAUA
Brassica oleracea var. oleracea is the source of this 2088-nucleotide messenger RNA. Its product is annotated as protein NRT1/ PTR FAMILY 6.4-like. Gene Ontology annotation, cellular component: membrane. Gene Ontology annotation, molecular function: nitrate transmembrane transporter activity. Gene Ontology annotation, biological process: response to nitrate; transmembrane transport. The record is from RefSeq and is a predicted model, not a curated record. NCBI's taxonomy places the organism in Eukaryota, Viridiplantae, Streptophyta, Magnoliopsida, Brassicales, Brassicaceae. Bases 226 to 1962 code for a protein of 578 amino acids. The transcript is spliced from 4 exons.